Messenger RNA from Trichoderma virens Gv29-8, 462 nucleotides. RefSeq lists its product as uncharacterized. The coding region runs from base 1 to 462 and encodes 153 amino acids. The transcript has 4 exons. The record is from RefSeq and is a predicted model, not a curated record. Lineage: Eukaryota; Fungi; Ascomycota; Sordariomycetes; Hypocreales; Hypocreaceae.
AUGGCUGUCAACAGUGUAAAAAUGCGCGCAAAAAGCACUAGUGUGACGAGCAGCAACCAGAGUGCGGACGGUGCCAAUCCAAAAACCACCGAUGCCGAUAUCGCCAUCUGCUCUCUUCAUAUAACGCAUUUCAGGCAUGCGACAAAAGCAAAAACCAAGGCCAUCCCCUGCUCUCCGAAUGACGCCGAGUUCGGGUCAUUAUCAAAGCCAAGAUUGUUUCCAUCACCCUUGAUGGAUUGUGCUCCUAUCCUAGGCGGCCACAAUGAGUGUCUUCAUCUCACUCAUCAUUACUUCACAGUGAUCUCGCCAAGCGCUACCAGCGCUCAACCUCAUCUGGAGAAUUUCCACGGAUGGGCUUCGGCAGUUCAGCACCAUUGGCCCAUGUUCGAGUUUGUCCAAUAUGGUAUCUGCGCAUUAUCAUCGCUGCACCUUGCAUGCCAUGUUCUUGAUUCGUGGCGUUAG